This is a messenger RNA of Diaporthe amygdali, 2628 nucleotides long. RefSeq names its product 37S ribosomal protein Rsm22. Gene Ontology annotation, cellular component: mitochondrial small ribosomal subunit. Lineage: Eukaryota; Fungi; Ascomycota; Sordariomycetes; Diaporthales; Diaporthaceae. The record is from RefSeq and is a predicted model, not a curated record. The transcript has a single exon. Gene Ontology annotation, biological process: translation. Gene Ontology annotation, molecular function: methyltransferase activity; structural constituent of ribosome. Bases 1 to 2628 code for a protein of 875 amino acids.
AUGCUUACUGCCAGGAGACUGCAGAACGCUUGUCCAUCAUGCGCAGCGCGGAUUCUGAAAUUUUAUGUGCAUUCAAUCGCAGAAAUUAAUCCUGCCGCAGUUACAAAUUCACGGCAGGCCUUCUCGAGAAGCAGGUUGCCUGGCCGGAGGCAAAAUGCGCGAUUCUUGUCGACAACGUCGACGAAAUCGCAGGAUGGGCGCACCGAGGACGUAGGUGAGGGUCAGAUGUCACAUCAUGUCCCAGAAGAACUCACGGCACGACCGGACCAGCCACGAUUACCACCGAACCAAGACCCCGAAACGAUAGUCCGACAGGCGAAGCGCAUGUUUGGCGACACCCUCCCAAGCGGUUAUUUGUCCGAGGAGGAACAUAAAGUGUAUGAAAGACUUUAUGGAGCACCACUACGUGCCACAAGACCAGAAGAUGUCGGGUUCGGGUCUCUCGGUGAGGUCGGAGACGAAGAUGCGUUUGGCCCGACAAAGAAUGCGCUGCUAAGAGAGACUCAGCAUGGCAGACUGGAAGAGGUGGAAUACACAUCGCAGUCUGUUCCGAGGGUUGGCGAAGCUGAGGACGAAGAAGACCUCGUAGGGGAGCUGCUGACACCCCGGCCACCGAGUGAUGCGCAACUUGGAUACAUCGAGGCCAAUGCCAGCAACCAGCGCGAGUACGAUGCUCUCCUACAGCUCCAGAAGGAUUUUGAAGCGGCAAGGAUCAUUGCAGUCCAAGACGCGGUGGUAGCCGCGUCGCAAGAGGCGGCAUACGAAGCACAGCUGGGAGAGGAAGAAGUAGAGGAGGAAUACGAGGACGAGGAGGAGGGGGAAGAAGAAGAUGUUGAUGAUGGGGAACCAGAUGCCCAACUUUUGGACUGGUUUCCAGGUCAGGAAGGCCCACGGCAACACCAGUACACAACGGAGGGCCAGUUCAGAACAUCACCGAGCACGCUGCAGCUGCCGAAUGUCGAUUUUGUUGAACCCAUUGCACAAUUGCUCAAGAGAACGGACACAAAACACAUCCGAGCUACGGCCGAGAAGCACUGUGGUGGUCCCGGCCUCCCGCACUCGCCAGCUACUCCCCGGUCCGGUAGAAACCUGCCGCAAAAAGGUCUGGGUUUGGAAGCAGGGCACCACAGGAUGUCAGAAAUUGAUGCAGACGCUUUCAUUGCAACCGCGCUGCCUGGUAUUUACGCGUCUGUCGCGAGCACUCUGGUAGAGGUGCGCAAGAGGCUUGGCCCGGAAUGGCUACGCGGCCUUCUGAACCGAAAAGACGCCAACGGCGAAGGACCCCGGGUCCUUGACGCUGGUGCUGGUGGUGCUGGAUUGGCAGCAUGGCAGAGCGUGCUACAGACGGAGUGGGAUAUGUUGCGCGACAAGGACGGAGCCAGCGAGCCAGACCCAGGACCGCCAGGGAAGAGGACAGUCGUUGUUGGGUCGAAUCAACUACGACACCGGAUCUCGCGAUUUCUUGAGAAUACUCAAUUUCUGCCCCGCCUGCCAAACUACACGCACUCGGUAGACAACAUGGAGAAGCAACUUGAUGCUUCCGAGGUUCCACAAAACCGGAAGGUGUACGAUGUGAUCAUCGCUACACACCUCCUAAUGCCCCUCGAAAAGGACUGGAGGAGGAGAGACAUCCUCGAUAACCUGUGGUCAUUACUAUCGCCCGAAGGUGGUGUGCUUAUCGUUUUAGAGAAGGGACAUCCAAGAGGAUUUGAGGCUGUUGCCGACGUUCGCGAACGCAUCCUCGAGAAGUACAUUGUCCCUCCUACAGCCCAAGGCGCACCAGAGAACAUUGAGCAGGAUGUGGAGCGGACUCGUGAGCCCGGCAUGAUUGUUGCGCCAUGUACGAACCACUCCAAAUGUCCCAUGUACCUGAAUCCUGGCAUCAGUCCAGGACGUAAGGACUUCUGCCACUUUAGCCAGCGAUUUAUCCGCCCUCCAUUUCUGCAAAGGAUAUUAGAAGCAAACCACCGCAAUCAUGAGGACAUCAACUUCAGCUACAUCGCAGUCCGCCGCGGCAUGCCAGCUUCGAACCCCACUUCGCAGGAGCCUCCCUCAACUGGUGCCGAGGACAGUUCUGAUCUUGUCAGCCCGAAACCCGUCCUUCAGGGCGUGGAGGCUACAACAAAAGCUUUCGCUGGUUACGAAGACGUGGCGUCCGACAGUUCAGACCGUCCUCAUCCGCUCUCCCUCCCACGCAAUAUUCUCCCGCCGCUCAAGCGCAAGGGCCAUGUGACGCUCGACCUCUGCACGCCAGCAGGCGCUAUCGAGCGAUGGACCGUGCCCCGGAGCUUCAGCAAGCAGGCGUAUCACGACGCGCGCAAGGCAAGAUGGGGUGAUCUGUGGGCUCUGGGUGCGAAGACUCGCGUGAGGCGUGCGGUACGGCUCGGCAGGGGCAUUGCCGAAGGCGAGGUGAUACCCCAGGAUGGUGGAGUCCGGGCUACCAGGGCUUCUACGAGUGGCAAGAAGGGGCGGGCCAAGGUCGUGGAGCUGGAUUAUGAUGGCAAGGGCGUCUUGUCGGGUAGGCCACGGGGUCUUGUUGGGCAGAGGCCUGAGAGGAGGACAAAGAGCGGGAGAAAGCCGCCUCGGAAAAGAAAUCUUCUGAAGGAAGAGGAAGAGGAUGAGUAUUGA